AGUUAAUUCGCUUAUAUUAAGAUUCGACAGAAAAAAACAAAAGAGAAGACUUUAGCUUGCUCCUCCCACGAUUUGCUUUUUUCCAGACCAAAGCUCCCUUCUCUCUCACCAGAUCUGUUAAGAAAACUAAACCAGCAAACGCCAUGGCUAUGGCGCUUAGGUUGUAUCUUCUCCUCCUCGUAUUCUUAUCAUCUGCGAUUGUAUCUUUCUCCCUUUAUGAAGAUCAAGUCGGCCUCAUGGAUUGGCACCAACGUUACAUUGGGAAAGUGAAGCACGCAGUGUUCCACACUCAGAAGACUGGGAGAAAGCGUGUUAUUGUCUCAACCGAGGAGAAUGUCGUUGCCUCACUUGAUCUCAGACAUGGGGAGAUAUUUUGGCGACAUGUUCUCGGGACAAAGGAUGCCAUCGAUGGAGUUGACAUUGCCUUGGGAAAAUAUGUUAUUACCCUUUCAUCAGAAGGAAGUAUGGUAAGAGCAUGGAACCUUCCUGAUGGUCAGAUGGUGUGGGAAACGUCUCUGCAUAGCGCACAGCAUUCAAAAUCACUCUUAUCGGUGCCGGUCAAUUUGAAGGUUGACAAGGACUACCCUAUUCUUGUUUUCGGUGGUGGGUACCUUCAUGCUGUUUCUCCUAUAGAUGGUGAGGUUCUCUGGAAAAAGGAUUUCACAGCAGAAGGGUUUGAAGUUCAAAGGGUUCUUCAACCUCUUGAGAGCAGUAUAAUUUACGUGCUGGGAUUCCUUCACUCAUCUGAGGCUAUUGUUUACCAGAUUGACUCCAAAAGUGGAGAGGUUGUGGCAGAAAAAAGUAAGGCGUUCCCUGGUGGAUUCUCUGGCGAAGUUGCAUCAGUUUCAAACGAUAAGGUCGUUGUUCUUGACUCAACAAGGUCAAUCUUGGUCACCAUCAGCUUCGUAGAUGAAGAGAUCAGCUUCCAGAAGACUCUUAUCUCAGAUCUCGUUGAGGACUCCGGAGAGGCUGAGAUUUUAUCUCCUCUUCUUAGCAACAUGCUCGCUGUAAAAGUAAACAAACGCACUAUCUUCGUGCGUGUCGGUGACCAAGGAAAGCUGGAGAUGGUAGACUCGUUAUCCGACGAAACAGCAAUGAGCGAUUCGCUUCCAGUUGCAGACGACCAAGUGGCAUUUGCCUCGGUUCAUCACGAAGGGAGCAAGAUUCACCUCACGGUGAAACUCGUGGACGACUUGGAUACUGUGUUGCUUAGAGAGAGCAUUCAGAUGGACCAGCACAGAGGGCGUGUGGAUAAAGUUUUUAUCAACAACUAUAUCAAGACGGACAGGAGUAAUGGGUUCAGGGCGCUUAUCGUGAUGGAAGAUCACUCGCUCUUGUUGCUGCAACAAGGGGCGAUUGUUUGGAGCAGGGAAGAAGGAUUGGCUUCGGUUACUGAUGUUACGACGGCGGAACUCCCUGUGGAGAAGGAUGGUGUUUCAGUGGCGAAAGUGGAACACACUCUCGUUGAUUGGCUUAAGGGGCACAUCCUGAAGCUCAAGGGGUCCUUGCUGCUAGCAAGCCCAGAGGAUGUGGUAGCAAUUCAAGAAAUGAGGAUGAAGAGCUCUGGGAGGAGCAAACUAACCCGUGACCAUAACGGCUUUCGUAAAUUAUUCAUAGCACUUACUCGAGCUGGAAAGCUUUAUGCUCUGCACACUGGAGACGGGAGGAUUGUCUGGUCUACGCUGCUAAAAUCUCCAGCCUGUGCACGCCCUAGCGGUAUUAGCUUGUACCAAUGGCAGGUCCCUCAUCAUCACGCCAUGGACGAGAAUCCCUCAGUUCUUGUAGUUGGCAGAUGCGGAUCAGAUUCAAGUUCCCCCGGUGUGCUUUCAUUCGUAGAUGUGUACACAGGGAAGGAGAUUAGCUCAUCAGAUAUUGGCCACUCCGUUGUUCAAGUUAUGCCUCUUCCGUUUACCGAUUCAACGGAGCAACGUCUGCAUCUGAUAGCUGAUACCGAUGGACAUGUUCACUUGUAUCCGAAAACCUCAGAGGCUCUCAGCAUCUUUCAACGCGAGUUUCAGAAUGUGUAUUGGUACAAUGUGGAGGGUGAUGAUGGUAUUGUCAGAGGACACGGUAUGAAGAGCAGUUGCUCUGGUGAGACAGCAGAUGAGUACUGCUUUACUACAAGGGAGCUUUGGACUGUUGUGUUUCCUUCGGAAUCUGAGAAGAUCAUUUCGACACUAACACGAAAACCAAACGAGGUUGUUCAUACGCAAGCCAAAGUCAGCACAGACCAAGACGUGUUGUAUAAAUACGUAUCGAGAAACUUGCUGUUUGUUGCUACUGUGUCACCAAAAGGAGCUGGUGAGAUUGGUUCGGUUACACCAGAGGAGUCAGCACUUGUAGUAUACCUCAUUGACACCGUCACUGGGCGUAUACUUCACCGUUUGUCACAUCAAGGCUGCCAAGGGCCAGUUCAUGCUGUGUUUAGUGAGAAUUGGGUUGUUUACCACUACUUCAAUCUCCGAGCUCACAAGUACGAGGUUACGGUGGUGGAGAUAUAUGAUCAGUCCCGGGCGGAGAAUAAAAAUGUGUGGAAACUCGUUCUUGGAAAGCACAAUCUAACAGCACCAAUCUCUUCAUACUCAAGACCAGAGAUGUUCACAAAGUCACAGUCAUACUUCUUCCCUCAGUCAGUGAAAACAAUCGCUGUGACAUUAACAGCAAAGGGUAUCACUUCAAAGCAGCUUCUCAUUGGUACCAUCGGUGAUCAGAUAUUGGCACUUGAUAAACGAUUUGUGGAUCCAAGACGGACACUUAACCCCUCACAAGCUGAGAAAGAAGAAGGAAUCAUCCCUCUCACGGAUUCAUUACCCAUAAUUCCUCAGUCAUACAUCACACACUCCCUCAAAGUAGAAGGCUUAAGAGGCAUAGUAACAGCUCCAGCCAAGCUAGAGUCAACAACACACGUCUUUGCCUAUGGAGUGGAUCUCUUCUACACAAGACUUGCUCCUUCAAAGACCUACGACUCGCUGACAGACGAUUUCAGCUACGCACUUCUUUUGAUCACGAUUGUGGCUCUCGUUGCAGCCAUCUACAUCACUUGGGCCCUGUCGGAGAAGAAGGAACUAAGUGAAAAAUGGAGGUGAUUGGAUCCUUCAGAAGUUUUAAACCCUCUCUUUGGCUUUUCACGGUUGGAGAAUGUUCAUGGAAAAAAAAAAUAUUGGCUUAACUAAAUUCUUAAUGUUAGGCUUUGGAAAUUGAGUACUUAACAUAUUCUUGUUUGUGACUUCUGUCACAUUAGUCUUGCGUUGAACCUUUUGAAAUUUUGAAGUUUAUAGAUUCACUCAUAAUUUUGAAAUUGA
Brassica rapa (field mustard) is the source of this 3302-nucleotide messenger RNA. Its product is annotated as ER membrane protein complex subunit 1. Gene Ontology annotation, biological process: protein folding in endoplasmic reticulum. The record is from RefSeq and is a predicted model, not a curated record. NCBI's taxonomy places the organism in Eukaryota, Viridiplantae, Streptophyta, Magnoliopsida, Brassicales, Brassicaceae. Gene Ontology annotation, cellular component: EMC complex. Gene Ontology annotation, molecular function: protein binding.